CGUUUCCUGAACUGCGCAUGCUUAGUAAAAAAAAAAUAUAUAUAUUUGCUUGGACGAUUGUGCUUCAAGUUUUUUGAGGUUAUGUUAAGGUUGGUUUUAAUUUUUCCUUGUUGGCACAGCUAUUAUUUUUGAAAAUUACAUUAUCCAAAUUAAGGUUUUAAAGCGAGUGUUUUCUGAUCAUGGCUUCACGUGCUGGUCCCAGGGCAUCAGGAACAGAUGGCAGUGACUUCCAGCACCGUGAGAGGGUAGCCUGCCAUUACCAAAUGAGUGUGACUCUGAAGUCUGAGAUCCGUAAGCUGAACUAUGCCCACGUGCUCCUCUGGCUCCUGGUUGCAACUCAGGUGACCGUGAGCUACUUGAAGCUGGUUUCUCACGAUGUGGUGGCCUCACCUUACCAGUGGGAGUACCCCUACCUCAUGAGUGCCAUUCCCACAGUGUUCAGCUUUAUGUCCCUUCCCCGAAACAACAUCAGCUACCUGGUGAUCUCGAUGGUCAGUGCCGGGCUCUUCAGCAUCGCGCCUCUGAUCUAUGGCGGCAUGGAGAUGUUCCCAGUGGCCCAGCAGCUCUACCGGCACGGCAAGGCCUACCGCUUCAUCUUCGGCUUCUCGGCCGUCUCUGUCAUGUAUCUGGUGAUGGUGGUUGCAGUGCAGAUCCAUGCUUGGACACUCUACUACAACAAGCAGCUGCUGGACUCCUGGUUUACCUCCACACAAGAGAAAAAGAAGAAAUGAAGAAAUCAAAGAGGAUUACUUUUUAAAAAAUUGUUUUGAGAUGAAUUAACAGAUGUUUGGGUUUUUUUUUUUGGCUCCCCAUAUCUCCAUUAAACACCAUGUAUUUAUCUUUUUGCAAGAAAGCCCACAAAGGCAGCACACACACACACACACACACACACACACACACACACAC
This is a messenger RNA of Polyodon spathula (Mississippi paddlefish), 906 nucleotides long. Its product is annotated as protein jagunal homolog 1-B-like. The record is from RefSeq and is a predicted model, not a curated record. The transcript has 3 exons. Lineage: Eukaryota; Metazoa; Chordata; Actinopteri; Acipenseriformes; Polyodontidae. Gene Ontology annotation, cellular component: endoplasmic reticulum membrane. Bases 180 to 731 code for a protein of 183 amino acids. Gene Ontology annotation, biological process: endoplasmic reticulum organization; vesicle-mediated transport; granulocyte colony-stimulating factor signaling pathway.